AUGAGAGAGCCACACUGCAAGAGCACGUGUGGAGGCCGAAUUGUCAUCUCCAGUCCUGGCUACCUGACGUCCCCCUGGUACCCGAGCAACUACCCGCUGUCUGAGCAGUGCGAGUGGGUCGUGGAGGCGCCUGAGAAGGACCAGCGCAUCCUCAUCAACUUCAACCCGCACUUCGACCUGGAGGACCGCGAGUGCAAGUAUGACUACAUUGAGGUGUAUGACGGAGCGGAUGACAAGGCGACUCUUCUCCUGAAGCAUUGUGGGAAGAUCGCCCCUGGGCCCAUCCAGUCGAGCCAACAGCAAGUGUUCAUCCGCUUUGUCAGCGACUAUGAGACAAGCGGGGCCGGCUUCUCCAUACGCUACGAGAUCAACAAGCUGGCUCAUACAGACUGCUCGGCCAACCUGACGGGUCCGAACGGAGUUCUGCGUUCGCCGGGCUUCCCGGAGAAGUACCCCAACAACCUGGCGUGCAGCUACACGGUGUGGGCCCCGUCGGGCGAGGAGAUCCAGCUGCUGUUCCACGCCUUCAGCCUGGAGCCCGACACCACCCCGCCCACCGGCGUCACCUGCCGCUUCGACUGGCUCGAGAUAUGGGAUGGAUACCCACUAGUGGGUCAUUUCAUCGGACGUUUCUGUGGUGACAGUAACCCUGGCCGGGUGGUGUCUCACACCGGCAUUCUGACCAUUACGUUCACCACAGACAACGCCAUCGGCAAAGAGGGAUUUGAGGCCUCCUAUACCAUACGCCAGCGAAGACACACACACCACAACUCACAAGCAGACUCCUGUAUGGACCCGUUGGGGAUGGAGUCAGGUGACAUCGGUCCAUCUCAGAUCCGCGCCCGAUCCCAGUACAACCCCAGCUGGGCACCCGAGCGAGCCAGACUCAACUACAAAGACAACGGCUGGACACCCUCAGAGGACUCCAGCAGGGAGUGGAUAGAGGUGGAUCUGGGCUUCCUGAAGUAUGUGUCUGCCAUUGGAACUCAGGGUGCCAUCUCCAAGGAGACCAGGAAGUCCUACUACGUCAAGACCUACAAAGUUCUCCUCAGCACCAACGGAGAAGACUGGCUUCCAGUCAAAGAAGAAGGGAAACACAAGGUGUUCAAGGGGAAUGAUAAUCCAGUUGAUGAGGUCCGCUGCUAUCUUCCUAAGCCCGUUCUGACCCGGUACCUUCGCAUCCGCCCUGUGAGCUGGGAGAACGGCAUAUGCAUGCGCUUUGAGCUGUAUGGCUGCAGAGUGUCAGAUGCCCCAUGUUCGGCCAUGUUGGGGAUGGUAUCGGGGCAGAUCGCUGACUCCCAGAUCUCCGUGUGGCCUCCGGUGGAGCGCAGCUGGCUGGCGGACUCUGCUCGGCUGAUGACGGAGAGUAAUGGCUGGGCGCUGGCGGCGUCGGCCCUGGCGCCCGUGAUCCCCCCCGCCGAGCCGCCCUUCCUGCAGCUGGACCUGGGGAGGGAGCGUCUGGUCAGUGGGCUGGUCGUGCAGGGGGGCCGGCUCAAGGAGAAACCCGUCUUCGUCCGGCGCUUCCGUGUGGCGCACAGCACCGACCGAUCCAUCUGGAACAACGUCCUGGAGCAGAACAGCACUCACAACAAGCUGUUUGUGGGGAACCUGAAUCAUGACACCCCGGAGGUGCGUGAAUUGGGGCCACUGUUGAUGCGUUUCCUGCGGGUGUACCCCGAGCGUGGCACUCCUGACGGCAUGGGCCUGAGGCUGGAGGUCCUGGGCUGCGACCCCCAGGCGCCCACCACCCCUCCUCCUCCCACCACGCCCACGGUUACCACGGCAGCUGUCACCAUGACGACGGGCGCCACAACUCCUCCUCUGACUCCACUUGCCACUGUGACACCUGAGGAUUGUGAAGGGCAUGAAGGAUGUGAUGAUUAUGGACCAACAGAAGACAAUCCUGGAUCAGUUGUGAUACUAGAGGACCCCUUUCCCAUACCUGGUGAGAUGCACACACAUACACAUGUACACAUGUAUACACACACACACACACACACAUGGGGAGUUCACUGCUGCAGAUUAAAGAGCUGCUCCUCUUUCUGCGGUGUGCCUCUGUCUCUGUGUGGGGAGGAGAAUUGGCAUGCCAUAUGUGUGUGUAUGUGUGUCACGCUGGAGAGAGAGGGACGUGUGCUGCUGCCCUCUGCCAACACCUCCUAUCAGGUGGUGUUUGAGGCUGUGAUUGGCAGCCAUAGCUCAGGUGGCCUGGCUCUGGAUGAUAUAAAGAUUCUGGAUCAGAUCAGCCCUGCAGAGUGUAAAGACCCUGAAGAUAAGCCCCUGUCGACAUCCUCUUCCCCUGAGGUUCUGUCCUUGUCCACCACUCCUGGGGUCCUCUUCUUCACCUUUCCUACAGAUUCCCCAGUAACCGGCAUGAGCAGUGGGCUAGGUUCCGGUUCGUCCGGUUCUAACGGCGCCUCUGUGGGUUCUGGAAUGGUUCUGCGUUCCCUGGACCCCAUCCUGAUCACCAUCAUCGCCAUGAGCGCUCUGGGGGUUCUGCUGGGGGCUGUCUGUGGGGUUCUGUUGUACUGCGCGUGUGGACAGCCUACAGACGGUACUGGUACCGAGGGACAGGGCUCGGAACCACCACGGAACAUCUCGGCCAUGAAGAGCUACAACUUUGAGCUGGUGAAGAAGGAGAAACUGAACUCACAGAAGUCUUUCAUGGAGGUGUGAGGAUGCAAGGGGAUUCACACACACACACACACACACAUACACGCACACAGAUUGAAAAGGUGGGACAAAAUAUGUCACACACACUGCCACGUCCAGGCAUACGCAUACAUAAACAUACACAUCAACACACACCACCACGUCCAGGCAUACAUAAACAUACACAUCAACACACAAUUGAACAAAGAGACAGAGACUCUUGGGUGAAGUUGUUUGGAGAGCAAUGAUAACUGCUGCAGGACGUCACUCACGGAUUCCAUUGAGAGACACAGGGCUGUCACACAGAAACCUUUUAACUGGACAUCUGAUGGACCUGUCAGACAGACAGGAUAUUGGACAGAGCUUCUUUGGGGUCUUCUUUAGCGCGUUUUAUAGCAGAACAGGACAGGAGGACAUUGCAGGACAGGAGGACAUUGGACAUGAAGUGUUUCAUGAAGUGUUUGUGUAGAAUUCCUCUGCAGAGUGGACACAUUGAGUGGACAUGUGUGUGGGAGUCAGUAGAACUGCACUAUUGGAGGUCGUGCAGAAGAUUGUGCCAAGUGUACAGUUCAAGAAGGUGUGUGUGUGUGUAUGUGUGUGGGAAUGUGGUGUGAACUGCUACUUGUUUCCUCUCAGCGGAUUCUGCUGCUUUGGCCUGCGGGCGCAUCAAUAUUCUUCUGUGUGUGUGUGUGUGUAUGUGUCCACUCUAAAAAAUGCUGGGUUAAAACAACCCAAAUUCAAACCAAGUUCUGGGUUAUUAACUAGCAAUGCAAUGAAAUAAAACAAGUUUGAUAUUUA
This is a messenger RNA of Alosa alosa (allis shad), 3447 nucleotides long. RefSeq names its product neuropilin-1-like. Lineage: Eukaryota; Metazoa; Chordata; Actinopteri; Clupeiformes; Clupeidae. The record is from RefSeq and is a predicted model, not a curated record. The coding region runs from base 1 to 2673 and encodes 890 amino acids. Gene Ontology annotation, cellular component: membrane. The transcript is spliced from 16 exons.